This is a messenger RNA of Arachis stenosperma, 2284 nucleotides long. Its product is annotated as probable pectin methyltransferase QUA3. Gene Ontology annotation, cellular component: cytoplasm; trans-Golgi network; endosome. Gene Ontology annotation, molecular function: methyltransferase activity. NCBI's taxonomy places the organism in Eukaryota, Viridiplantae, Streptophyta, Magnoliopsida, Fabales, Fabaceae. The record is from RefSeq and is a predicted model, not a curated record. The transcript is spliced from 7 exons. The coding region runs from base 162 to 1967 and encodes 601 amino acids.
CAGGUUCACAUUACACGACGCAUUACAUGUGAUGGCAGCAUUAUGAGAUCCUACAGUGUAUGAGAAUGUGAGUACGAAGAUCCAAAUCUAAUAUCUCACACACACUUUUCGUCAAACACUUAACAUACACACUUCAAAACCCCAACUUCCGAUCUCAAAACAUGGCUCUAUCUUCAAAACGGAGCAGCACCAACUUCAUUACCGCCAUAAUCAACCCUCGCCAAUGGCGCCUUCUCGACCUCAUAACCUUGUUCUUCUUCUUCCUUGUCGCCAUAUUCUUCCUCAUGGCUUUCACACAUUUCGGCGACUCCCUCGCCGCAUCGGGCCGCAACACCCUCCUCCGCUCCUCCGACCCGCGACACCGCCUCCGCCUCGUCUCGGCAAUUGAGAACGGGGAGCCACGUGGCGGAGGCGGCUUCCUUGACGCGUGCUCGGCGGAGGAGGUAGACCACAUGCCCUGCGAGGAUCCGAGAGUGAACAGGUUGCUGAGUAGGGAGAUGAACUUCUACAGAGAGCGACACUGCCCUCGCCAUAUUGAUACUCCUCUCUGCUUGAUUCCGCCGCCCAAGGGGUACCGGAUCCCGGUUCACUGGCCGGAGAGCUUGCAUAAGAUAUGGCACGAUAACAUGCCACACAACAAAAUUGCUGACAGGAAAGGUCACCAGGGAUGGAUGAAGCGUGAAGGUCAACACUUUGUAUUCCCUGGUGGUGGUACAAUGUUUCCAGAUGGAGCAGAGCAGUAUAUUGAAAAGCUUGCUCAAUACAUUCCGAUACGUGAUGGUGUUAUGAGGACUGCUCUUGAUAUGGGGUGCGGGGUUGCUAGUUUUGGAGGAUAUUUACUAGCUCAAAAUAUGUUAGCCAUGUCUUUUGCUCCAAGAGAUUCACAUAAAUCACAGAUACAAUUUGCUCUGGAGAGAGGAAUACCAGCCUUCGUAGCCAUGCUUGGCACUCGUCGACUGCCAUUCCCUGCAUUUGGAUUUGACUUAGUUCAUUGUUCUCGCUGUUUGAUCCCUUUUACAGCCUACAAUGCAACCUAUUUUAUUGAAGUGGAUAGAUUACUUCGUCCUGGUGGAUAUUUGGUCAUUUCUGGCCCCCCUGUUCAGUGGGCUAAACAAGAUAAAGAAUGGUCUGAUCUCCAGGCUGUAGCAAGAGCAUUGUGCUAUGAACUGAUAGUUGUAGAUGGUAACACUGCGAUCUGGAAGAAGCCUGCAGGAAAAAUGUGUCACCCCCACCAAAAUGAUUUUGGUCUUGCAUUAUGUGAUGAUUCAGAUGAUGCAAGUCAAGCUUGGUACUUCAAAUUGAAGAGGUGUGUCACAAGGACAUCUUCUGUCAAAGGAGAAUAUGCUAUUGGACAGAUUCCCAAGUGGCCAGAGAGGCUUAACUCUCUACCUCCAAGGUCCACAGUAAUGAAAAAUGAGGCUCAUUUGUACGAGGCUGACAAUAAAAGGUGGAUAAGGAGAGUUAUGCACUAUAAAAAAUCUCUACACAUAAAGUUGGGGACUCCAGCUGUGCGCAAUGUUAUGGACAUGAAUGCUCUAUUUGGAGGUUUUGCAGCAGCAUUGAUAUCUGAUCCCGUGUGGGUAAUGAAUGUAGUUCCUGCUGAUAAGCCGUCAACUCUUGAUGUGAUCUAUGACAGAGGCCUUAUUGGACUAUAUCAUGAUUGGUGUGAACCUUUUUCAACGUAUCCUCGUACUUAUGAUCUUCUCCAUGCUACCAACAUUGGCUCGCUUAUAAAAGAUCCAACUUCUGGCGAAAGCAGAUGUAGUCUUGUUGAUUUGAUGGUCGAAAUGGACCGAAUUUUGCGGCCGGAGGGAACUGUUGUGGUGAGGGAUACCCCUGAAGUAAUAGAGAAAGUUGCUCGUGUUUCCGAGGCAGUGAGGUGGAAGGCUACCAUAUACGAUAAAGAGCCCGAAUCACAUGCUCAAGAAAAGAUUCUAGUUGCAACAAAGACCUUCUGGAAACAAUAAUUGUCAUUACCACUAACACAGCUAUGUAAUUUAGGUAAAGUUCCCUUCUCUCUGUUCUGCUCUGUUGGCAUUGAGUGGCGGGGAUGUCCAAUAUAUCUUCUCUGUGCGUCAAAAGGGGGCAGUUUUUCCUUCCUACCUGUUCAAUAUUUUCAUACAAAGAAGAUAGUAAUGAUAGGAUUUGAAUGUUGAUUAAAGAUAUGAACACCGUUGUGCAGUUUUAUGUGAAGAGCACACGCCAAUGUUAUUUGUGUUUCCUCUUGGCUUCAGGGAUGAAAUGUAAUUCGAAGCUGUUAAUCAUUGCUUAUUAUUAAAGAAGA